CUUCCGUAUCAACUUGACGACCAUUGCGCAUACCCAAAGCUGCCUUGACAUCAAUCAACCCAUCAUCUCAUCAAUUUACCGCUUCUCCCCAACCAUAAUAUUUCUGCCCAUCCUCCACCUUGUCCUAGAGAUUGACCGUGUCCUUGCGCCUUUCAUAUCCUGGCUCGCACAUUUACACCUCCCACCUCGCAAGGGCUACUGGCCUAAUCGUCCGACACAAUGCCCGGUUUUGAUUUCAGCAACUACAAUCGCAAUGCCGCACUUCAUGCACGAGGAGUCCCCUUGCCCAAGGCGACGAGUACUGGUACCACAAUCGUUGGAUGCAUAUACGACAAUGGUGUUGUGAUCGCAGCAGACACUCGAGCCACCAGUGGGCCUAUAGUGGCAGACAAGAACUGUGAAAAACUACACUACAUCUCCCCCAGUAUCUGGUGCGCAGGUGCUGGAACCGCCGCCGAUACCGAAUUCACCACCGCCCUUAUUUCAUCCAACCUCGAGCUUCAUUCACUAUCCACUGGUCGGGCCCCUCGUGUCGUCACCGUCAUGACCAUGUUGAAACAACAUCUGUUCCGGCAUCAGGGACAUAUUGGUGCAUAUCUUGUGGUGGCUGGUGUCGAUCCCACUGGGGUGGGUCUCUUCACCGUCCAUGCACACGGUUCUACGGACAAGCUUCCCUACGUCACGAUGGGGUCUGGCUCUCUGGCGGCUAUGGCUGUCUUUGAAUCCAGCUGGAAGAGCGGUUUGACACGAGACGAUGCCGUCAAGCUGUGCUCCGAUGCCAUCCUCGCCGGUAUCUUCAAUGAUUUGGGAUCGGGGAGUAAUGUGGACGUGUGCGUGAUGGAAAAGGACAAGCCAACACAGUUGAUGAGAAACCACAUCACCCCGAACCAACGUGUACGGAAGGAACGAAACUACAAAUUCGCUCGGGGUACCACAGCAGUGCUGAAUGAGAAGAUCAUUUCAAAAGAGGACAUUGGUCGGUAUGUGACCAUCCAAGAGCUGGGAAACGGCAGUGAUUCGGACAGCUUGGUGGUGGUGGAGAAGAUGGAUGUGGACGAGAUAUGAACUGGAUUGGCUUCCGCUCAUUUGCAUCUUGUAAGACCAGUGUACUUGGAGUCAUCGAGGGUGUGACCAUCCAAUCAGUCCAUGGCUUCAGGAGCUUUAGGAGUGUGCAUUACUUGAUCCACGUCGCACGUACCGUACCAGGGCGGCUUUUGCAAUAGACUGGGAUCAAGAAGAAAGCGUGGAACGUGUUUUGAACUCUUGCUGUCCAUAACAACGGCAGUGAUUUGGGGAAUUUACCUCAUGAGGCACUCGUGAUAAAGUAUACAGGAGGGAGGCUUCUUGGCAACCAAGGCCACCUCUCACACAUCAUACUAGGUAUCACAUCAAUUCAUCCUCUUCAAAACACCAACACCAACACCAACACCAGUCACUAAUCGAAACUGCAUUCUAAAC
This is a messenger RNA of Exophiala mesophila, 1458 nucleotides long. RefSeq lists its product as uncharacterized. The transcript has 3 exons. The record is from RefSeq and is a predicted model, not a curated record. The coding region runs from base 220 to 1065 and encodes 281 amino acids. Gene Ontology annotation, cellular component: proteasome core complex. Gene Ontology annotation, molecular function: threonine-type endopeptidase activity. NCBI's taxonomy places the organism in Eukaryota, Fungi, Ascomycota, Eurotiomycetes, Chaetothyriales, Herpotrichiellaceae.